AUGUCAACUCCGGCUAGGAAGAGACUGAUGAGAGAUUUCAAGAGGCUGCAACUAGAUCCACCUGCAGGAAUCAGUGGUGCUCCUCAGGAUAACAACAUCAUGCUAUGGAAUGCUGUUAUAUUUGGUCCUGAUGAUACUCCAUGGGAUGGAGGCACGUUUAAGUUGACUCUUCAAUUUUCUGAGGAUUAUCCAAACAAGCCACCCACUGUACGGUUUGUCUCCCGAAUGUUUCAUCCAACAUUUAUGCUGAUGGAAGCAUUUGCCUGGAUAUAUUGCAAAAUCAGUGGAGUCCUAUAUAUGAUGUAG
This is a messenger RNA of Vicia faba (fava bean), 306 nucleotides long. The record is from the annotation of a GenBank genome assembly. Lineage: Eukaryota; Viridiplantae; Streptophyta; Magnoliopsida; Fabales; Fabaceae.